Brienomyrus brachyistius is the source of this 4553-nucleotide messenger RNA. It is a transcript of the gene pdik1l, whose product is annotated as PDLIM1 interacting kinase 1 like. The record is from RefSeq and is a predicted model, not a curated record. NCBI's taxonomy places the organism in Eukaryota, Metazoa, Chordata, Actinopteri, Osteoglossiformes, Mormyridae. Gene Ontology annotation, biological process: protein autophosphorylation; autophagy; peptidyl-serine phosphorylation. The transcript is spliced from 4 exons. Gene Ontology annotation, molecular function: ATP binding; protein serine/threonine kinase activity. The coding region runs from base 735 to 1760 and encodes 341 amino acids. Gene Ontology annotation, cellular component: cytoplasm; autophagosome.
CCUCUACCCGAGCCUUUUUCUUUUAUCUCCCUGUCCAGCAUGACACGUCGUGCAGGUGGAUGCUGAGCGCGUCUGUAUUGUGUAUUGGGGGUUGGUUGGGGGGGGGGGACAAUGAGCGCGGUUCUGUGGUUUAAUGCCUUCCGCUUCGUUCUCUUUAUGCGGCCGAUGAAUACAAGAUGCCAGCGGGAGACCUGAGCGAGAAAUCUCGGGAAACCCGUCUGUGACUCGCGUGUCAUUGGAGUAGAUCAGCGGAGGUUAAGCGCCUGGCACCGACUGCACACCGAGCGUGCACGCAUUGUCACACGCACUGAUUAUGCAUUGAUUGUGUAGCGAUUUCGCACGCCGUGCAUAUGCAUGCCUUCGUGGGACUGGCUCUGCCUUCUGGCCGGAGUGGGAUCGGAGCAGAUCGACUGUCCGGCUAACCUGCUAAUGACGUUAGCUGUGCGGCUAACCACCUGCGUGCGGGCACCGCUGGCGGAGCGACUGCGGAUCUGCGCUCAGGUCCCGGCGGUAGCGUUACCGGGACUCGGUGCACUGAGUGUGUUUGCCUGGGCGUGUGCUGUUGUAACCUCAGGACUGGCUGGCUGGCUGAUCAUUGACGACCAUCAGCAAACCGCUCUCAGGCGUCGGCCGGCAGCAGAUGGGUACCCCGUUCUGUGGCCGGCGUGACUUCGUAAAACCACGCCAGACUGACAGGCUGCUCUGCUGGCCCCGCCAGUGACAGUGGGAGGAGUAUGGUGAGCAGCCAGCCCAGGUACGAGCUCAUUCAGGAGGUGGGGCGCGGCAGCUACGGCGUGGUGUAUGAGGCGGCCGUGCGCCGCACUGGCGCCCGCGUCGCCGUCAAGAAGAUCCGCUGCCACGCCCCCGAGAACGUGGAGCUGGCUCUUCGCGAGUUCUGGGCCCUCAGCAGCAUCCAGAGCCAGCAUCCCAACGUGAUCCACCUGGAGGACUGCGUGCUGCAGCGGGACGGUCUGGCGCAGAGGAUGCAGCACGGGUGCGGCUCCUCACUCUACCUGGAGCUGGUGGAGACUUCCUUGAAGGGUGAGAUCGCCUUUGAUCGGCGCUGCGCCUACUACCUGUGGUUUGUCAUGGACUUCUGUGACGGCGGCGACAUGAACGCCUACCUUCUGUCGCGCAAGCCCAGCCGCAAGACCAACACCAGCUUCAUGUUGCAGCUGGGCAGUGCACUGGCUUUCCUGCACAAGAAUCAGAUCAUCCACCGCGACCUCAAGCCUGACAACAUCCUCAUCGCUCAGGGCUGUAGCCCCGCCGGCUCGCCUGAGCCCACCCUCAAAGUGGCCGACUUUGGCCUGAGCAAGGUGUGCUCUGCCUCAGGCCUCAGCCCCGGCGAGCCAGUCAGCGUCAAUAAGUGCUUCCUGUCCAUGGCAUGUGGCACGGACUUCUACAUGGCGCCGGAGGUGUGGGAGGGUCAUUACACAGCCAAGGCGGACAUCUUCGCCCUGGGCGUGAUCAUCUGGGCCAUGCUGGAGCGCAUCACCUUUGUGGACGCCGAGACGCAGAAGGAGCUGCUGGGCAGUUAUGUCCAGCAGGGCUCGGAGAUAGUGCCUCUGGGGGAGGCGCUGCUGGAGAACCCGCGCAUGGAGCUACCCAUCCCGGCCAGGAAGAAGACCAUGAAUCCCAGCAUGAGGCAGCUGCUCAGGGAGAUGCUGUCGGCCAACCCGCAGGAGAGGCCUGACGCCUUCGAGCUGGAGCUCAGGCUGGUGAAGAUCGCCUGCAGGGAAUGGGACUGGGGCACGUGAUGAUGGAACCCAUAGUUCACCAUUCCCAUCCCCUUGCACUAACACGCUCACACACAUGGCUUUCUGCUCGGCCCUCUUCGGUGCUCAGCACGUAAACCUCAAGCUAAUCACUGAACCCCAGCUUUGCUUUUCCUCCUCCAGCCCCUGAGUUGAAGGUGUUUCUGAAUCCCUUCCAGGGUCUCUGCUCUGGAGGCCCCUGAUCUCCCGCUUGUACAGAAACCUCCAAGUUCACUACACAGCGGCCCAUGCUCGCAUACUGGCCCUCGUGAAUGGUGCUCUAUAUGUGUCUGUAUGUGUCGAGAGGAUGCCGUUGACCUGCUUGGAGCUCCCGUCCCACUACUGGUACUCUGGGUCCAGCUUAGUGGCAUGGGAGUCUGGGAUGGAGGGGGAUUCAUGAAAUACAUGUAAUGUAGCAAAAAAUCUCUCUCUUUAGACCAACACUGCACCUACAGUUUGUCAGGGAGCCUUUCCACAGAGGCACAUGUCAACAAACACCAUGGUAAAUUACUGUCCUUAUCCAAUGAAAAUAUUAUUCACCAGCAUAUUGGAAGAGGUUUAACAGUGCUGUACAGACUAUCAUAAAACCUCCUUAUUUUCCAUUUUUGUGUUUAACAAAAUAGGCUAAUAGGUUUCAGCUGGUCACCUUUACCUAUUGUCAAACCCCACAAAAUAAGAAUUCCAGAUUCUUCCAAACUCUGUGGGCUGAUUCCUGCUGCCACAGAGGCACCUAUGAUGUUGAUUGCAGCUUGUGGUGUAUUGUCUGUUAAUAAGGGCAGGAUUUAAUGUGUUUUUGGAAUGCCUGUGUGCGUUUAUUUUCAAGAUCUCCGUAAAGGUCUCUUAUUGUUUUUCAGGCCUUUUACAUUGAAAAAGCAAUUGAUAUUUUGCUUUAGUCUUUUGACAUCCGUACAGUUGGAGACACCAGUUCAUAGCUGUUGGAGCUGUUUGUACUUGUGGUUACUUGACAGUUAAUAUUGUAUAGUUAGGAGUGGAUCUGUAUGCAGAUAAUUAACUAAGGCAUUGAUUUUGAACUAUAUAUUUGGGGCUGGAACCGGAAAAGCUACCUCAGCUCAGCGGAAAGUGUGCGUAAAUCUUUAUAUGUUGGGGAGGAGCCCCUGUCCAGCGUUAACUCCAGAGCCCAUCUCGUCACAAUGGUCUCUCACAGAGAUCACACAUAGCAGUGGAUUUGCUGCUAGAUACUGAUGGUUAGGGAGAGCCUGACGUUUUCAAACUGCUGCCACUAACGACUCACAAGUCACUACUUCUAGUUCGCUGUCCCCCUCCCCUGCUGUUUUGUACCUAUCUCAGCUCAGCUGAGGCGACUGCCGGCAUUAAUGAUGUUUCGGGUGACGUGUCGAAGUGUUUUUUUUUUUUUUUUUUUUUUUUUACCGUGCCAUUAACGAAUUAGCUGACGGCUAACUCACACGGCGCUAAACCACAGGCCUUAACCGCUCGUCUUUGUGGACACCACCAGCAGCAGACCCUCCCUCACACUUAAGCAAAGACGGCAGAAACGGUCCGUCUAACUCCGCCAGUCUUUGAAAAUCCAUUACCGGUGUUCAGUAGAUCUCUGGCGGCAAAUUGCGGAACGAAAAUCAGCGUUACUUUCAGAUUGAUAGUAGUUAGUAUAGCUCUGCCGCUCCAGGGGUUUAAUUUCCCUUCUGCCGUCUGUCACUAAAUAUUUCUCCAGAUUCAACUUCAUUAACGUUCACAGAACUUGUUUCCUUUUGCGGCACAUACAGUAUCUAGCAGGAGGUUUAAAAAUCUGUACUGUUUUCACUGAUUUCUGUCACUGCCAGCAAAAUAAUAAAUUGUAUUCUCUUUAGUAUUCUGAACUCUGGUUUGGCUCUGCAGUCAUUUAAAUGAACAUUGUUGUUUAAGUCUUUGAGACUCUCCUGAGAACCAGUUAAGCGCUCCUAAUCCCACAGCCCUGGAUCAUGUUCUCGGAAAUGGUGCCAGGCAAACGGAAAGUUGGGAAUUCAGGAAACUUGACCACGGUAGAAGUGGUUCAGCUGCAUCUUCAAACCAUAGGAGCUGCUUCUGGAGUGAUGACUACUGGGAAAACUCCACAUCGCUGCCUGUUGUUCUGCAAAUGUCCUAUCAUCUCGGGGUGUUUUCUCAGAGUUCCUGAGAGUUGUCGUCAAGCCGUCAUUCAGCUCAUCCCAGAAUUCUGCUUUCCCCUGGUACACCUGUAAACACCGUCAGCAGCUGUGUCUGUGAAUGGGAUGGCUGGUUGAAUGUGUAGUGAGUGAUUACCCGUCUUAAUGGUAACAUCGCCUGUGGUGAGUGACGUUUUCUUUGCAAUAUUCGUAAUUUUUUUAAGAGGUGUGAUUUGAAACACUGUUUUGUGUUCUGUAGAGAGUCUUAUAUUUUCACUGGGAAAUGUGAAAAUGUGUUAAAUUGGUUUAUCCAGUUCUGUUCUUCAUUUAGUUCCUUUGACUGAAAGAGUUUAGUAUCUGCGAAGUGUUUUGAAUCACCUGCUCGAAUUAGGUCUCCGGAUGGCCUUUCCAGCUAGAUUAGAAAUUGGAUUCCUGUUUUAAUUUUUUAAUUUUUUUUUGGUAAAUGGAAUCAGGGAGUUUUUUGUUUUGGUUAAUUAGGACCCGGUUGUACCGGAACAUGGUACGAUGCAACAAGCCAAGUGUACAGCAGCUGGAACUGAGAACCUUGUUUUCUACACCUUUUCAGUCACUGUAAGAUAUAUUUUGGGAAAAAAAACAAGUAUAUAAAAAGUGGAAAUGACUGUGUCACUUGCUGUUAAAUUUGGACUUUAUAAAUAAAAAUCUGUUCUGAAUCAAA